Messenger RNA from Ilyonectria robusta, 1147 nucleotides. RefSeq names its product DASH complex subunit Spc34. Gene Ontology annotation, cellular component: spindle microtubule; DASH complex. The record is from RefSeq and is a predicted model, not a curated record. Gene Ontology annotation, biological process: attachment of spindle microtubules to kinetochore. The coding region runs from base 252 to 1004 and encodes 250 amino acids. Lineage: Eukaryota; Fungi; Ascomycota; Sordariomycetes; Hypocreales; Nectriaceae. The transcript is spliced from 2 exons.
CUUGACGAUCGCGUGCCGAUUGUUUUGGUCGGUUGCUGGAAUCGACACUCAAGCACAACAAUCAUCACCCACAACCACCGACUCUUGCCACAACCAGUUUUCGACGAUUGAACUAGUACUUCAAUCUCCGGGCUUCUGAGAGCCGCAAAAAGAGACUUCAAUACUUUAUUCAGCUAGACGACGGCAGUAACAAUCCUCAGGCCGGUUGUGCCACGACGCGCUGAGCGACCCCGCCAAAGCCAACUCUCACCAUGUCCCUCAUUUCAGCACACCUCGAGCAAAUAAGCUUCUCAUGCCAAGGGAUUGAUUCCCUCCCCUUCCCUCAACCCAAAAUCUUCACGAACGCCCUCCUCUCCAACCACGACAUCACGUCCCUCAUCCGCGACACCGAACCCCACGAGCGCGCUCUCUUCUCCGUGCCUCCUCCCCCACCGCCAUCUACGACCCUGAAACCUACAGAGCCUGAGAAGAAGAAGUCAUCUCACCGACGUCAAACCGUCUUCAAUGUCGCCUCGGGAGAGGUCACAACUGGCCCUCCUACCCGCACCGGCGUCCCGCACAACCCUCGGCGCCACACGGCUGUGUCCGCAGUCCUAGGAGGCCAGAUGCACGACCAGCUCCGCCGCGGAGAGCAGGACCGCAAGGGUGAUGUGGACGUGAGCGUGCUGCUGCGCGGCGCCGAGAAGCUCUGCGGGGUCUACGAGCUCCCGGGAGCACGCGAGCGCAUCAAUGCCCUGCGGAGCAAGUAUGCGCACGGGAAAAACACCAUGGCAUACUACGAAGCGCGAGUGUCUGAGCAGGCGGAGCAACUGGCGAGCAUGAAUCGGGAUUGGAUGGAAGACGAGGAGGAUGAGGAGGAUGAAGAGGAGGAGGCCGGGACGUGGACGGAGGAGGACCUGAGGAGGGAGGAGGAGGAGGCGAGGCAGAUGGAGCUGAAGAAGAGGGAGCUACAGACAAGGCUGAGGGCGAUGGAGAAGGAUUUGGGGGGGCUUAUGAAUAUGUGAGUUGCUGAGAAGGAUGAAUGAUGUGAGGAUAUACCCCUGAACGACGAUGAGAUGGUUAUACGACGGAGAGAAUGAGGGUUAUGAGCGAAUGAACUCUCUCGUUAACCAAUACCAAACCAACUGCACUAAACUGCCAAUUCUAC